AUGUGGCUUCUCCUCAACUUCUCCUUCCUGCUGACAUCCGCAGUCCAGGAUGGUGACAAGCCGCUGGAAGGUGAGGAGUGUGUGCCCCACUCCCAGCCAUGGCAAGUGGCCCUCUUCCAGCGUGGACGCUUUAACUGCGGGGCUUCCCUCCUCUCCCCGCACUGGCUGCUGUCUGCCGCCCACUGCCAAACCCAGAGGAACGAGAAAAAUGCGGGUCUCCCAGGUGCGUUGCACUGCUCCAACCGCAGCGUCCUCUCGGACGCACCUUGCAGCAAGGACUACCCCGGGCGCCUGACGGACGCCAUGGUGUGUGCGGGAGUCGAGGGCGGAGGCACGGACUCCUGUGAGGGUGACUCCGGGGGACCCCUGGUCUGUGGGAGCUUCAUGCAAGGCAUCAUGUCCUGGGAUGAUGUCCCUUGUAAUACCACCACCAAGCCCGGUGUCUAUACAGUCUGCCUCUACCUGGAGUGGAUCAGGGAAACCAUGAAGAGGAACUGA
This is a messenger RNA of Carlito syrichta (Philippine tarsier), 498 nucleotides long. RefSeq names its product kallikrein related peptidase 15 (gene KLK15). The record is from RefSeq and is a predicted model, not a curated record. NCBI's taxonomy places the organism in Eukaryota, Metazoa, Chordata, Mammalia, Primates, Tarsiidae. Gene Ontology annotation, molecular function: serine-type endopeptidase activity. Gene Ontology annotation, biological process: proteolysis.